Molecule: messenger RNA, 3869 nt
Organism: Melanaphis sacchari
Lineage: Eukaryota; Metazoa; Arthropoda; Insecta; Hemiptera; Aphididae
Gene: Nrx-IV
Product: neurexin-4
Exons: 24
Coding region: 1-3807 (1268 amino acids)
Source: RefSeq, a predicted model, not a curated record
AUGAGUGAGAUCUUACAUAUUAUUUUAAUAGCUUUUGCUAUUAGUUUAUGCUCAAAGGUUAAAACUGACUCCGAUUGUGGUGAACCCUUAUUAGAAAAAGCAGUAUUGAGAGCAACUUCUUCAUUACCAGACAGAGGACCAGAAAAUGCUAUUCUCAAUGGACGUAAUGCAUGGACAGCAUACAGCUCUGAUUUUGCUCAGUAUCUCAUAAUCGAUCUAGGUCAAACCAUGACUGUAACAUCGAUAUUGACCCAAGGUAGAGCAGAAUCUUCAGAAUAUGUAGAAACAUUUGGUAUUAGUUAUGGUUCAAAUGGUCUAGACUAUGCCGAAUACAAAGAAUCAUCAGGAAAUACUAAGUUAUUCAAAGGUAAUAUUAAUGGAGAUGAUUCUGCCAGAAAUAUAUUUGAGGUUCCCAUCAUAGCACAAUGGAUUAGAAUUAAUCCUACUAGAUGGAGAGACAGAAUUUCAUUAAGAUUGGAACUUUAUGGAUGUCCAUACUCAUCAGACAGUCUUUAUUUCAAUGGUACUUCAUUGGUACGUUGGAAUUUGAGAGAUUCUCCUGUUUCUGCUCAUAGAGAGUCAAUAAGAUUUAGGUUCAAAACAAAUGUGGCUGAUGGAGUUUUAUUGUAUGGAAUUGGAUCACAAGGAGACUAUUUAGCUUUACAACUCAAAGAUAAUCGGUUACUAUUAAAUAUAAAUUUAGGAUCUCAAAUCAUGACCAGUCUAUCAGUUGGUAGUCUACUAGAUGAUAACAUCUGGCAUGAAGUCAUAAUAAUGAGAAAUCGACUUGAAGUUGUAUUUUCUGUUGAUCGUGUUACAAUCCAAGGUCGAAUUAAAGGAGAAUUUGAAAGACUUGAUCUUAACCGCGAAAUAUAUAUAGGUGGUGUACCACAUUUAAAUGAAGGACUUUUAAUUAAUACAAAUUUUACUGGAUGUAUUGAAAACUUAUAUAUGAAUUCAACAAACAUGAUAUAUUUAGUUAAAGAGUCGUACAAUUCUGGAGACCCUUGGCUAAUGCAAAAAUAUCAAAAGAUAAAUACAUUAUAUACUUGUUUGGAAUCUCCUAUUGUUCCUGUAACAUUUUUAUCACGUUCAUCAUAUGCAAGAUUAAGAAGUUAUGAAGGACUAAAAAAAAUUAAUAUAUCAUUAUCAUUUCGAACUUAUGAAGAACGAGGGUUAUUAGCCCAUCAUAAAUUUUUAAUAAAUGGAUAUGUAAAGUUAUACUUGGAAAAUGAACGGAUUAAAGUAGAGUUGAUGACCAAAGAUGAUACACGUGUAGUUUUAGACAACUAUGAAGAAAGUUUUAAUGAUGGAAAAUGGCAUAGUGUAAUUUUAAUCCUUAAAGAAAAUUUUUUGGAACUUAAUGUAGAUAAUAGACCUAUGCAGACAAUUAGAAAAUUAGAUUUCUUAACUGGACAAAAUAAUUUUAUUGCCGGAGGUAUUUAUGGUUCAAUUGGAUUUAUUGGAUGUAUGCGUUUAAUUACAAUUGAUGGAAAUUAUAUGUUACCAACUGAUUGGAAACUAGGAGAAGGUUAUUGUUGUGAUAAAGAAGUAUUAUUUGAUGCUUGUCAAAUGAGUGAUCGGUGUAAUCCAAGUCCGUGUAAACAUUCUGGAAUAUGUAGACAAAACUCUGAUGAAUUUUUCUGUGAUUGUGGUAAUACAGGAUAUAGUGGUGCUGUAUGUCAAACACCAUUAAACCCAUUGUCAUGCCUUGCUUUUAAGAAUGUUAAUCCAGUAGGACAGAACCAUGAUAUUAAAAUAGAUGUGGAUGGAAGUGGUCCAUUAAAACCGUUUCCAGUUACAUGUCAAUAUUAUGCUGAUGGACGUAUAGUAACGACAAUUAGACAUCAAAGUGAAAGUGAAUCCACUGUUGAUGGUUUUCAAGAUCCUGGAAGUUUUAGACAAGAUUUCAAUUAUGAUGCAGACUUAUUGCAAAUUGAAGCACUUAUUAAUAGGUCACAUUCAUGUUGGCAACCAUUAAGUUAUUCUUGUAAACAAUCAAGGUUAUUUAAUUCUCCAGUAAAUGGAGAAUUGGAUUUUCGACCUUAUGGAUGGUGGGUAUCAAGACACAAUCAAAAGAUGGACUAUUGGGGUGGUUCAAUUCCAGGAUCACAUAAAUGUCAAUGUGGUAUAACGGGUGGUUGUUAUGAUCCUACUAAAUGGUGCAAUUGUGAUUCGGGUCUUGAUAGUUGGCACUCAGACGGUGGUGAUAUAAGAGAAAAAGAGCAUCUACCAAUAAAACAAGUUAGAUUUGGAGACACAGGUACGCCGUUGGAUGAAAAAGAAGGAAGGUUUAAAGUUGGACCGUUAAUGUGUGAAGGCGACGAACUAUUUAACAAUGUUGUAACAUUCCGCAAACUUGACUCACAAAUUCGUUUACCAACAUUUGAUUUUGGACAAAAUGGUGACAUUUAUUUUGAGUUUAAAACAACUAUUGAGAAUGCCAUUAUUUUUGAAAGUCACGGACCUAAAGAUUUUAUAAAAUUAUCACUUAUAAGUGGUCACUCUUUACAAUUCAGUUACCAAGCUGGUAGUGGACCAUUAAAUGUUCGUGUGGAAACUUCUGACAAACUAAAUGAUGAUAGAUGGCAUUCAGUUGUAAUUGAAAGAAAUAGAAAAGAAAGUAGAAUUAUUGUAAAUGGAGCCUUAAAACAGUCAGUAAGAGAACCUCCUGGUCCUGUGCGUGCAAUACACUUGACGUCUGAAUUAGUCAUUGGUUCAUCUACUGACGAACAAAAUGGUUUUAUUGGUUGCAUUAGAGCAUUUAUGUUAAAUGGACAACUUGUAGAUUUAAAAUCAUAUGCUGAAAAGCAGUUAUAUGGUAUUUCUCCUGGAUGUAUUGGUAAAUGUGAUAGUAAUCCUUGUCUUAAUAAUGGAACAUGUUUUGAAAAAUAUGAUGGUUACACUUGUGACUGUCGAUGGACUGCAUUUAAAGGACCGAUUUGUGCAGAUGAAAUUGGUGUAAAUCUUAAGGCAAAUUCAAUGAUAAGGUAUGAUUUUGAAGGAAUAUGGAGAUCGACAAUAUCUGAAAACAUUAGAGUAGGUUUUACAACUACUAAUCCAAAAGGGUUCCUACUAGGACUUUUUUCAAAUAUCUCAAAAGAAUACAUGACAAUUAUGGUAUCUAAUAGUGGUCACUUACGGGUUGUAUUUGAUUUUGGAUUUGAACGUCAAGAAUUAAUAUUUCCAGAUCAACAUUUUGGUCUUGGACAAUACCAUGAUCUCAGAAUUAGAAGAAAAAAUUCUGGUUCUACUUUAAUCAUGGAGGUUGAUGGAUCAGAUCCUAAAGAAUUUCAUUUCGAUAUUAAAGAAUCUACUGAUGCACAAUUUAACAAUAUUCAACAUAUGUACAUUGGCCGUAAUUCAUCCAUGACUGAAGGUUUUGUUGGUUGUAUUUCGCGUGUAGAAUUUGAUGAUAUUUAUCCACUGAAAUUAUUAUUCCAACAAGAUGGACCUCCCAAUGUCAGUGGAAUGAAUACAACGAUAAAAGAAGAUUUUUGUGGUGUUGAACCAGUCACACAUCCACCACCUAUUGUAGAGACUAGACCUCCUCCUAUAUUAGAUGAAAAUAAAGUAAAGGCUGCAUACAAUGAGACUAAUUCUGCUUUAAUUGGUGGAAUAUUUUCGAUAAUUUUGAUAGUAAUCCUGAUACUCGCAUUUUUGGUUGGUCGAUAUGUGGCUCGUCAUAAAGGUGAUUAUAUUACACAAGAAGAUCGAGGAGCUGAUAUUGCAUUAGAUCCUGAUGAUGCUGUCAUACAUUCGACCACUGGACACCAAGUACAGAAAAAACGAGAAUGGUUUAUUUAAUUAAGUUUUUUAAUAUUAUUAUUAUUAUUAUUAUUAUUUAAUCCAAUGAUUAUUUUUUAAAU